AUGUCUGAGCCAGUGAAACUUUACUUGAUUCUUAUCAUUCAUUUCUGCACAGGAUUACACGUGUACACAACUGAAAUCAAAUAUUCAACUAAUUUCACAAAGCCAACAAUAAUACAUUCUCCUUCAGAUGUAUUUUCGACAGAUGGUGUACUAGAAUUCACUUGUCAAGCUAGUGGAUAUCCUAAGCCUCAAGUUGUAUGGUAUGAUGCCAGCACUGGACAGCAAGUUAUUGAUCGUGUACCAAGUAGUGGGGCAACCUCUGGUAUACAUGUAAAUCAGCAUUAUGGUAAACUUCUAAUUUCCAGUCCUGAGAGGGGUAAAUUAUAUUCAUUUUACUGCAAUGCAUCUAACGCAGUGGGAUGGGUAGUCAGCAAACCACCAGUUCGUGGAGGUUCAGCUUACAUAAACUCACAGUUUCAGCAGAUACCAGUCGAUAAAACUGUUCAUGAGGGUGACAGAGUUGUGAUGGAGUGUUCGCCUCCUAUGGGCUUACCUGAAGUAAAGGUCCACUGGUUAAGGAAUAAGAACUUCCUUAUUGCUCAAAACGCAGCACAGUUGGUGAACAAUUUUUCUGUCAUAAAUGAAAAAAAUUCUAAUACUAAAAUAUCAGCUGAUGGAAGUUUACAUAUUGAUCCCGUUGGACUUUCUAGUACAGGGAAGUACACUUGUGUGGCUUCUAAUAUAGCCGGCGAACAAAUUUCUCCUACUGCUUACUUGCUGGUUAAACCCCGGACUCGGUUUUUGGAAACUCCAGUUGAUGUGAGAGUUAAAAAGGGACGUGAUGUGAAGUUAAAAUGUAGAGUUGAAGGAAAUCAUGUGGUCAAGUGGAAGCGUGGUCCCGGAGAAAACCCGAUCGAUUCAAAUCGAGCAGAAUUAACUGAAAGUUAUCUACUUAUCAAGAACGUGCAGGUUUCAGAUGCCGGUACUUAUAUUUGUACAGCUCCUGGAGGAAUAGAAGCAGAUGCCACAGUGACAGUUGAUACACCACCUGCAUUUUCUGUUACUCCAGACGACUUAACUCUUAAUGAGGGAGAAACAGCUGUUUUUCAUUGUAUUGCGACUGGACAUCCAAUGCCAGCAAUUUAUUGGGAGCUACCAGAUAAAACUCCGAUUUUUCCUGGUGAUCAGACGAUAAAUGGAUUUUAUAACGGUAAGCUUUAUUUAACUCCGGAUGGAAGCUUAGAAGUAAGAGAUAUUCGACAAAGAGAUUCUGGAAAGUAUCAAUGUACAGCUCAUUCAUCCAUAGAUACAAUACAUACAAGUGCUACACUUCAUGUAAAUAGUUUACCGAAGAAAAAGUCAGAUCUAUCAAGAAUUACUUAUUCGCAGUCAUCCGAAAAUGAGGCGAGACAUCACAUGCUGUCCAAAUUCUACUGGCUCGCACCUAUCAUUGGACUUCCUCCUGCAAAUCAGACACGAACAGUGGGUGAAUCAGUCACUCUGAACUGUGAGUUAGGCAUAAGUAGAGACUUUUCUGAAUCAAUACAACCAAGUUCCGACUAUGCAGAAAUGUACGACUGGUCUGUUGGAUGGCAAAGAUCUACUAAGACCGGUUUCAGCGAAGAGUAUGUGGACUCUUCUAGCUUUUCCGGUGACCGACGAUAUACACUGCUUCCAGGAGGCAGUCUUCACAUAGUAGAUGUGCAGGAGGAGGACUCAGGAAACUAUACAUGCUUCGCAAAGUCUGACAAUAAACCGUAUAUGGAUGGUAGUUUGAUGUCAUUCACUUUGCAGUCUAACUGGACUUCCUAUCUGUAUAUCGUACCUCCCGGAUCAGAAGUAACUAACAUUAUGGGUGGUGAAAAUCCUCUCCCUCCACCUCGAAAUCUGAAGGCUAUUAAUGUCACAUCAACAACUGUCAUACUUGUCUGGGACCCAUCAUUUCCAACAAUUAAUCCGCAGGAAUUUGUUCCAGAACACUCAAUAAAUUCACACCAAAUUACUUAUUGGGUGGAGCUUUACAGACCUGAUCGACCAACGGAUGGAUGGAUCGUAGUUGAAAAAAACUGGCAUGCUCAUACUGUCCAGUUAGGUGGUUUGCAACCAGAUACUACUUACUAUUUUUUAAUCAGGCCACGCUGGAGUCAUGGGAGAAUUGGUUGGGCUAGUGUUCCUUUAGGCCCCAUUUUAACACUAAAAGAAGAGGUUUUAAAUCAAGUAGACGUUGAAGUAUCAGAUACAGAAUCUUUUCAAUCUAUUAAAAACAUUGAAUUAUCAGCAUUACGUUUGUAUCCACUGUCACCCAAAAGAGUACGAGUUAGUUGGUCUGUGACAGAGGCUCCCCAGAUUCUGUCAAUGAUUACAGGUUAUUUUAUUUAUCACAGAGAGGUGCCUAUAAUGCAGUGCGUCUCAAGAAAAUUUAAUACUGUUUAUCCGGAAACACCUGAAAUAGUGACCAGAAAUGGAGACGCGGUGUACUGUAGCAUAAAACCUAAUGCUGUCACAGACCCACACUCAUUAUAUCGUCUUGAAAUAAUGCAAAAGUUAUACGAGGGGCUUAAAAAUAAACAGGAUCAAGAUAUAAGUAACAUCACCUCAAAUCCAUGGAUUAUCACUAAUGUUAGAACUCACUACCUUAAAGAUAAUAAGUACGGUGAGAUUAACCAUGCUAUUACACAUCAAGAAUCAAGUCUCUUACGUGAUCUCGAAGCCUUUCGAUGUUACGAAAUCAAAGCUAAGGCAUAUGCAACGAAUCCAAUAGCAGGAAAUAUAGAGGGCCAAGAAAGCAAUUCUCUCACAGUACUGACAUAUGAGAGUUUUCCUAGCUCACCACCUGAAAAAAUAUUUGCUGUAUGGAUAUCUAACACAACAAUAGAGUUGUCUUGGGAUCCGCCACCUGUGAGUAGUUGGAAUGGACUGCUAAUGGGUUACAUAAUUUAUGUAUAUGAUGAAAAUGCAAAUAAUCACCAAAACUUCAAUCUAUCUUAUACAGAACGUAAGACACUAAUCAAGGGACUAACUGGAAAGACCAUUUUUUUUGUGCAAAUGGCUGCGGUCACUUGUAAAGGAAUCGGCGUUCGAAGUGUACCUAUGCAACUUAGACCCAGUCUACGCAAGAAGGGUUUGGGGGUGGGAUGGGGCUUUGAUUUGCAAACUGGCAAACUGUUACAGGUCAUGAAUACCAACCAUAAAGAUAUUAACAAUAACGAAGAUGUGAUAAAUCAGCCAUGGUUUACUGUGACGAUUAUAUGCAGUUUGCUUGUAUGGUGUGCUACUGUCACCCUUAUAACAUUUUGCUGUAGACACCAACGCUACAAGUUUAGAAAGACCACCGGCAACGUGCUGAUAACCAACAAUUCUCAGUGCGGUUCGGGAGUAGAAGGUCCUAGCAAUAUCUGUACAAGUGGCAGUAACCUGGUAACGGAAAAUAAAAUUUGUAAGAAUCCAAAUAUAUCUCAAAAAGAUCACGUUCAAAUGGAACCACUUUUAAGAUCAGAAACACCGAUUACCGAAAAUGAAAACAGUUUUGAAUCAGUAGAAACAGGAAAAUAUGUAGGAUGGCGACAUUAUCCAUCAAGUGCUCAAAAUUUGAAUCAAUACAAAGUGACUACUAACACACACGACGAAUGUAACCUUAAAGGAUCACAUGAUCUACAGUUAGAUUCAUUUAAUCCAGCUUUGAUAAGCUUGUCCAUUUCUCCUCGUGCUUCAAAUGAAUCUAAUCACGUUGGAUUAUAUGCGACUGCCGAAAAUGUAACAAAUGCUUUCAACAGUAAUACAAAUAUUCAGUCUAAUCAAAUGCAAAUAAGUCAUCAUGUCUUCCCGGGUCAAAUACUUUAG
Heterobilharzia americana is the source of this 3780-nucleotide messenger RNA. The record is from the annotation of a GenBank genome assembly. NCBI's taxonomy places the organism in Eukaryota, Metazoa, Platyhelminthes, Trematoda, Strigeidida, Schistosomatidae.